Molecule: messenger RNA, 4735 nt
Organism: Aedes aegypti (yellow fever mosquito)
Lineage: Eukaryota; Metazoa; Arthropoda; Insecta; Diptera; Culicidae
Gene: Rab3-GAP
Product: rab3 GTPase-activating protein regulatory subunit
Exons: 6
Coding region: 197-4534 (1445 amino acids)
Biological process (GO): regulation of GTPase activity
Source: RefSeq, a predicted model, not a curated record
GACAGUUCUCCUUUGUCCACUGAGCAAUGUUUUUAUCAGCCAAAAGCAACAACAACAAUCAGUGGAAGAAAAAUUUGCAAUCAUCACCACUAGAUCCGAGGUUGAUAAACUCUAAAUUUGAAUUGAUAUUUUGCUGGUGAACCACUCCUGCCAGGGACGAUUUGGAUCGGUUGAUGUCGGUCGGACGGUCGCGGUAAUGUCGUGCGAAGUGAAAUUACUGGCCAAUGUGGACGAUUUACGCGAGGUGCAGGAACAGUUCGGGCUCAGUUCAGAGGAAAACUGGCUCAACGCGGUGUCCUACUCGCUCUCCCCGGUCGGCGACAUCCUCGCGUUUGGUCACGGAUCGAUCCUGAUCAUCCUUACGUCCAAAUGGGACCGCCAGCGGCAACUCAGCGUCUACCGGAUCGCCUGGAAGGGUGCGAUUGACGACCCGAACUGUCUGAUCACAAGUGUCCUCUGCAUGCCGAUCGUCGGCCAGGGUAGUUCGCAGUCCAGCGUUGUGGACUUCAGUUUUAUAGUUGUGGGGCUGGAUAGUGGGCAGGUUUUGUUCUACGGUGAAAAUGGGACACUGAUCCACUCGCAGUUGUUCCACCAGGAACCGGUGCAGGCUAUUAAGGCCCAAAGCGGGAAGCAUAUCAACGAAGAAUUGUACGUGUUUCAUCCCUCGUGUGUAGUGAUCAUUCAGGGUGCGCAGUUGUUUCCACUGUUGAGAAGCCUGAAACAGCAAAUCGGUCGGUAUGGGUUGGGGAGUCCGCGAGUGAACGAAUCCCAAGAGGUAAUCGCGUGUCGUAAGUGGAAUUACGGGAAGAACAUGACAGUGCAGGACGCAGUCGUGGUGGGACCGCAGAAGACCUGUACGUUCGAUCAUCUGUUGACGGCCAGUUUGGAGGGAGGGUUCUUCGCAAAGUAUCGACAUGCUCCACCGCAGAACUCGCUGAUCGUGGCGGCCGGUAUGAAACCGUACAUAGGUUUUCACUACGCUAAGGAAGGGUUCACGCAGCCCGUGUUGGCAGAUGUUGCAAGGGCUGUCGCCAGCAAGAUCAAGUCCGCGCUACCAUCCUGGUUCGGUGGAUCGUCAGCACCGCAAACUCCCCAAGAGCCGCAACUACCGCCUUCGGAACCGUUGAUCUGCCGGUUUGGGUUGUGUGAUAUUCAGCGGAAUGCCUUCUCGGUAUGGUUGGCUCCGAAUUAUACCCUGGCAGCCGUAGCAGAUAACUUGGGUCGUAUAAUUCUGGUGGAUUGCAUGAAGGGGAUCGCUUUGAGGAUUUGGAAGGGUUAUCGAGAUGCUCAGUGUGGGUUUGUUGAGGUAGCCGAGAAGCAAGCCAAGGAUGCGGUGACGAAACAAGACCGUCGGAAGGCAAUGUUCUUGGUGAUCUACGCUCCAAGGCGAUCGGUAUUGGAAGUGUGGUCGUUGCAGAACGGACCUAAGGUUGGUGCUUUCACUGCGGCCAAGAACGGUCAAUUGGUGUAUAAUACGCACAGCUUUAUGGGGGUAAGUUCGAACAGUAGCAAGGUGAAAUACACUGGCCAUGGGUGUACGUUUUUCGAUCCAAGUGACAACUCGUUGAAAGAAAUCAGUAUUCCGUUUCACUGUGCGCUUAGUGAUUCCAAAUCGAAGACUGCCAAAGAUCUGCAUUUGUUAAAGAGGUUGAAGAUUUGUCUGAAGGCGGGUGAUGGAAGCGAGGCUGAAGAGCACGAAGAGAUGGUGGAGAUGUGCAAAAGCUUCGAAACUGAUGAGAUUAGGCAGCAGUGCGUUGAGAUGCUGGCAAAACACAAGAAGAUCAAGGCAAAGCUGUUUCGUAGUGCUGUAGAGGUGUUUGGGAGGUUCGAUGAAGAGGAAGAAAUGCAGGAAUUGGAACAUGAUGGUAGACACAGGCAUCUGAAGGUGAUUUGCGAGAAUUAUAGGAAGCUGACGCUGUUUUAUCUGUUCUUGAUGGAUGAGAUAGCUGCCCAAGAUCUAGUCAGUAAGUGUCCUGAAGAUUCGGAGAUGUGCAGUGAUGAAGCCAAGUGCCCUGUAGACGAAAGUGCAGAUAAUCAGAUGGAUUGCGAUGACGUGCAAGCAGACGAUACGGUUUCCGAACGCAAGGUUCCUAAAGCUAACCUAGACGAAAACGUAAAACUGUCUGAGCUGGAACUGGCCUCGAUAGGGAAGCUGAUCGAACUGCUGGCAAUGAAUAGUUCUUCCGAAGGUACUUCGGCAACUCGUGUUACCUUCGAGGAUGCAACCGUCAAAAGCAAUACCUUCCAGGAAUACAUAUCGUACUUCAAUGUGUCUAAUGAGGGCCUGAUUCUGCUCAAAGACGACUCCGGCCAUCUGUAUAGCUCCUUGGGAAAGAUCAUCUUCGAGGAUAUCUAUCUGAGUAACGGAGCAAGACUUGCGGGCUUCGUAACUGCUGCCAGUACAUCCGGGUUGAUGUACGAUGACCUUUUGAAAUUGUUCCUCGCUUAUUGGCUUCGCAUUCCCUUCGUAUACAGAGAUAUAGCGGAACUAGCGGAAGACCUUAAUAAGUUUAACAAAGUUCUCCGGCAGAUUUGCUCUCUCGUGGAAGAACGGAUACGUUUCGAGAACAACACCAUCUGUCUAUGGUGGCAAAAUGCUCGGGAAUAUCUACUGGAGUCACCUUGUGCGUUACGAGGACUACUGGCCGCGAUCAUGUGCCGUAAUGAAGCCUUAAAGUACGAGGAGCACAGUGAUGACGAUUACCAGUUUGAAGAAGUUUCCCAGGAAGCCUGCCAGUGGACGUUGUUGAUAGGGAAACUUGAUGACGUAUCCGUACUGGGAGCAAUUCUUGCAGAAAAUCUGAGGUGCUUGAAUCCAAAGUAUCCUUGUUUGAAGUGCCAGAAACCGGAUGUUAGCUUGAAGGAGAUCCUGAAGGGAGGGCAAGGGAUCGUGGCAGAGAUCGUCGCUAAAUGGGUUGGUGCUACUGGAAUUGAUCCGGAAAAGUUGGUCAUUGAGGUCCCGGAUGAAGCCGUCGAAGACGAACAUGCUGGGGUUCAGGAGCCUGCGGCAACUGAGAAAAAAGAACGCAAACGACUUGAGUUGCUCAAACAGAACCUUAUCGAAACAAGCGAGUACGGAGGAAGCAGUGACUCCGAACUAGAUCCCGUGUUGUACAACCUGAACAUCCUUCGUCGACACUUUCCGUUCAGCUUAGACAGCGGAACUCUUCUCAGCCAUCUCGCCUGGGAGUACAUCUGUGAUUGGAGCAAAAACAUGUCCAAUAUUGACCUUCUGUCUGCAGGUUUGGCAUGUCUCAAAGCCAUCCCCCGUCUGCAGUAUUCUAUGAAACAUGGCCUAUGUUGUAUGAUUUGGAAUGCUCACCUGAAAAUACCCUUGGAAGCUACGAAAAAGCUCGUCAACAAGGUCGGACGUCUACCCAAAGAGAAGCUCUGCCUUCAAGAUAUUGGCAUAUCCGACGCCUUGGUGCCACAGUUCCUGGAGAACUGCCUCGAAUUCUUCGACCACUUUUGUAACUCGAUCGAUCACGACAAACUGGAGCUAAAAUUCGAGGAACUACUCCAGGAUGGCCCAAUCCCUCUAACAUCCCUGGCGAUUCAGCAAAAUUCAGCCAACAUGGCGCUCCUGAAACUACACCACGAAUUGACCACCGUACUUCUGAUUCUGACUUCGUUCAACGUCAAAUAUCAGAAGCCCAUCCAGCAGUUCUUCGACGGGAUGGCCAAUCAAUCGUUCUUUGCCGAGAUCAACCGACAGCUGGCUUAUAGUUUGCCGAAGGCAGAUCUUCUUCUGAAGCGAGUGCGGUUCGAGUUUCUCUGCAAGACCAUUACGGCCACGAUGGACCUGAUCCGGGAGGACAUGGAGAACGUGUUCUACACGGAUCAUAUCGCGUGGAUGGAGAGGAUCGAUCAGCUGGCCGAGGUGUGGGAGAUCAGCGUGACGGAGCUGAAGAAACAUCAGAUUGUUGAACUGUACGCCCACGGGUGGGAUUCGUAUGCCGAGGAACUGCUGGAGAACAUCGUCCCGGAUCAGGCUCUGGGAAAUCUGCUGCUGACCAUCGCCGGCCGCCGGUUGACCAUGCACACCAAGGCCAAUCCACGCAUCUGGGGCCAGGUGGCUGCCGUUGGACCGCUGCUGACCGACUAUCUGGACACACUAAUUUCAUCGGAAAAUCACGGUCCCCAGUUGCGUUUCGCCGAGGGUAACGAAGCAAGUACGGCAUCCGGAGACGUUUCCAUUGACAAGCUAGCGCGACUGGUGGAGCGAGCCUUCCGUAGUUUGAGUACGACCUCCCCUGUCCAGGCAACGGCCAACAACGGCAGCGGAAAUAGUGCCUCGCUGCAGCAGAAUGUCCCAAGUCAAAGUGUUGCCGGUAGCAGCAAAGCCGGCGCUGCCAAGACGAAAGAACUUCGAAUUGCCGGCCUACUGUUCGAUGCUUGCGCUACCAUUAGGGAAUUGAGCAUAACCGGAAUCGACGCGCGAAAACGGUAUCGACAUAGUGACGACGACGACGACGACGACGAAACUGCACCUGAUGAUGGCACCAAGCCAUCGAAACGCGUGGAAAAUUGUUAAAGUUUUAACCUUAAUAUAUUCAUGAGCUGCUCACGAACGAUGACGAGGACGAGAGUAAUCAAGAACGGAAGAUGCAUAUAAUCCCUGUUUGAAAGCGAAACCGUAAGCUCGCGCCAGGAGUAUGCCACGUUGCUAUAUAGUUAGGUCGAGAGGGUGGGCUUGGGCAGAUUCAGAAUUCAAUAUAAGUCCUGUUAAAUUUCA